AUGCACAUUCCAACCAACGAAAUAAAAGAGGUACAGAGAUUCAUAUUUGACAAAGGAUGUAUUGUAGUCCAAUUCAACAGAUCACUUAAGCCACAUCCAUACGUGAAUGUCGCCAACUUUAAGGUUAUGAAGAUAGUAAGAAGCUUAUACUCCAAAGGAUGUGUAGAAAAGGUCUUUGCUUGGAGAGAUGGAUAUUAUGUAAUCAACAAGAAAGGAAUAGAAUACAUAAGAAGAAAGCACUACUUAACCGAAAACGACUACCCAAGUCUGUAUGAUUCUGACCCAUUAGCAGUAAACAAGACAGUAGAGCCAGAAGAAGAGGGAGAAAUUAUAUUCAAAGAAUAA
Molecule: messenger RNA, 345 nt
Organism: Nematocida parisii ERTm1
Lineage: Eukaryota; Fungi; Microsporidia
Exons: 1
Coding region: 1-345 (114 amino acids)
Cellular component (GO): cytosolic small ribosomal subunit
Molecular function (GO): RNA binding; structural constituent of ribosome
Source: RefSeq, a predicted model, not a curated record